Cotesia congregata is the source of this 381-nucleotide messenger RNA. The record is from the annotation of a GenBank genome assembly. Lineage: Eukaryota; Metazoa; Arthropoda; Insecta; Hymenoptera; Braconidae.
AUGUCUUCUGUAGCUGCCCGAUGGAUCUACAUGCUGGACUUAUUAAGAACUUCAGCAGAGACAAAACUACAGAGAGAUGCAAUUGUCGCAGAGACGAUGAAAAUGAUAAGGAUCUUCAUUGUAAGUUUGUUUAGCACGAUGAUAACUCGAAGCAGUAAUGCAAGCCCGGCAUAUCCUUGCCCGAUGCCUGUUUCAACUUUGCCAUCAGGAUUACAUAUGUUAGCACCCCCCAGAGAAGUAACAGCGUCACAAAUAAAGUCAAUGAAUGAUGUAGUAAUACGCCAGCCGGGAUGGACUAUUAAGUGGCCGCUGCAAUCCACCCAUUUGAUACGAGAUAAUGGAGAAUUUUAUUUUCUGGUUCUGACUCACCUGAAGCAAUAA